AUGGUUGAAGGUGGAUGCCUCUGCGGUUCGAUCCGCAUCAAGUCCACUGGCGAGAUCAAGGCCAAGGCACUCUGCCACUGCCUCGACUGCCACAAGAUUACUGGCUCGCUGUUUUCAACCAAUCUUCUGGUUGCCGAUGAUGGCUUCUCAGUCACCAAAGGCACUCCCAAGCAAUUCUCCAAGACGGCCGAUAGCGGCAAGGCCAUCACCUCAUUCUUCUGCGGUGACUGUGGCUCGACGCUCUGGCGCCAGAGUGAUACAUACGCCGGUUUGAAGAUCAUCAAGGCUGGCACUUUGGACGGCAAUGCUCUUGAGGAUGCCAACCCGGCUGUCGAAUUGUUCGUCGUGAAUAGGCCGUCUUGGCUGCCAGCUUUUGCCGGCGCCGUGCAAAAUGACGCGGCCUAA
This is a messenger RNA of Metarhizium robertsii ARSEF 23, 405 nucleotides long. Its product is annotated as Mss4-like protein. Gene Ontology annotation, molecular function: carbon-sulfur lyase activity. The transcript has 2 exons. The record is from RefSeq and is a predicted model, not a curated record. Lineage: Eukaryota; Fungi; Ascomycota; Sordariomycetes; Hypocreales; Clavicipitaceae. Bases 1 to 405 code for a protein of 134 amino acids.